CUCGAGCUUAAGAGUGCCCGCUGGGAUUAACAACAACCGAUUUUCCUUGAUGGUGAGAAACAACACAUUUGAUUCUGUUGUCGGCCUACUCCCCCCUUUCCCUUAUCGGCCCACAAUUCCCCACCUGUGCUUUCAUUUUUGGUAUGCUGUUUGACAAGUUGCAAAGACCUCCAUCUUUGAUGUUGCAGAGACGGCAGUUCCGCUGGCCCAAACGCCGCACUGCCGCCUUUGGAGUUUUGGCUCUGCUUGUGGUCUCCAGUCUCUCGUGGUACCUUGGUCGUGGUAAUUCUCCACGUUCCAGUCGGCUUUUUCUGCCCGUGAUAUUGUGCUGACUACCAAUCCAUGACAGAUGGUAUCAACCCCGUGCAUGAGCAAAUAUCCAGAUACACAGACACUUAUAACAAUGCAACGAAUGAGAUCGGCUUGGUAUUAGCAGCGAGGAAGCAUGAAGAUCUAAACUGGGUGCUGGAAUACUGUAGGGAUCACGGGACAAUUCCAUUUGUCUACACCACUGAUGCCAAGCCGGCGCCUCAUCUUUUGACUCCGCGUACGAUUCGUGGUCGCGAGGCCACCGCCUACCUCUCCUUUAUAAUCGACUAUUACGACAGACUGCCAAGUUACACCUUCUUCGUACAUUCCGAUCAUGACCAGUGGCAUAAUGACCUAUUUGGCCCUCAUACCGGGCCAAUUCUGCGCAAUCUCCGCUUAGAGGCUGUCGAUGCGCGAGGUUAUCUUAACCUCCGAUGUGAGCAUGAUCCCGGCUGUCCAACAAGUGUUCAGCCGUGGAGCCCGUCAAACCUCGAUAGAAAAAACCAUGAUAUCCGCGCCUAUUUUGCCGAGGUGUACCAAGUACUGCUUGAUGUUCCUGCCGACCAAGUUCCAGAGCAGAUUGGAAAUGUCUGUUGUGCUCAAUUUGCUGUUAGCCGGGCGCGACUUCUUCAACGGCCCCGAUCCGACUACGAGCGUAUGUUACGCUGGGCGGAUGAAACAAAGCUGACAGACAGUUUUGGAGUUGGAUGGGUCUUCGAAAAGAUUUGGCACAUCAUCUUCGGAAUGGAGGCUAUAUAUUGCCCUCGAUAUGAACAAUGUCGGUGCGACGCGUAUGGCUGGUGUGGACCUUUGAUCUCGGGUGAGACUCUAACAGCAGUGCGAGCAAAUCAGACCUGAUGAUGGAGCCGAUGAUUCCAUUCGAAAUAUAGAGUGUACUGUCUUAUGUGGGGGAAUGUACAGAACCAUCAAAAAUACUCCAUUUUGAAGCCGAAAAGAAUCGCAGUGUGCAAUGCAAAUUUAUCCAAGAAUGGUGGUGUGCGCUGGAUCUUCAUCAAUUUCAGCACUAUUUCAUACCUGAGGUGUGGGAAAGAACGUUCUACUUAGUCGA
Aspergillus fijiensis CBS 313.89 is the source of this 1378-nucleotide messenger RNA. RefSeq names its product DUF3431 domain-containing protein. The coding region runs from base 343 to 1167 and encodes 274 amino acids. Lineage: Eukaryota; Fungi; Ascomycota; Eurotiomycetes; Eurotiales; Aspergillaceae. The record is from RefSeq and is a predicted model, not a curated record. The transcript is spliced from 3 exons.